AUGCGGCGCAAUUCAGCUGAGACAUGGGUGAAUGACGUCACCAUCGGCAGCCUCAUACGGAUGGGCGCCAUCGUGCGCCUGAUCCUUAUCAUCUACGCGCACUUUCACGACAGCUGGUUUCGCGUCAAGUACACAGACAUUGACUACAUGAUUAUCGUGGAUGGGGCGCGGGACAUGUGGCUGGGAGGGUCACCCUUUGAUCGAACAACAUUUCGCUAUACGCCACUUCUUGCCGCACUCAUGCUGCCCAGCGUGCUAGUGGCAAACCCGCUUGGAAAGCUGCUCUUCGCCUUGUGCGACGUGGGUGCCGCCUACUACUCCUAUUUAGUUCUCGUAACCUUCGCCACGGAGCGGAGCGCGAAGUGGAUGGUGUCUUUGUUCAUUCUAUUUAAUCCUAUUGUGCUGAACGUAUCAACUCGUGGAAAUAGCGAUAUGCUGGUGACCUUCCUGAGUCUCCUCGUGUUGGCGAAGUUUACGCAGUCCAAGUACUUUCAGGCCGCUUCCAUUCUUGGGCUUGCUGUUCAUUUUAAGUUGUACCCUGUGAUCUACGCCCUUCCGCUGAUACUUGGCGUGUGGGAGCGAACAGACGCUGACACCAUUCUUCAUAAACUAAAACGCGUUGUCCCCGUGGUAACGCUCUGCGGACUUCUCGUGGUGCUUUUCUUUGCUAUUCCCACGGUACUGUGUUACCAGUGGUUUGGUCAGCAAUACCUAGAUGAGGCGUUUCUGUACCACGUGCAUCGUGAGGAUCACCGUCACAAUUUUUCUCCGUAUUGGUUACUCAUGUAUCUCAAUAUGGCGAGCCGACAUCUUGGUGUGGGAGCUGACUAUUCUCCAGGACUUUUUGCGUUUUUGCCUCAAGCCCUUGUGUUGUCCUUUGUUUCUUACAAGCUGCGGCGCAACGUUGCCCAUGCGUGUUGCGUCCAAACAAUGCUUUUCGUUGCCUUUAAUAAGGUGUGCACCGUGCAGUACUUUGUGUGGUUCCUCCCCUUUGUGGCGUUUCUCUUUGCUGAGCCUCGUGAAGGAAAUGAGAAGCUGCCGGGGUUGCUUGAGACGGUGGCCGUCGUCUCGGCCUGGGGCGUGACGAUUCCGGUGUGGAUGUUGACAGCCGUUCAGUUGGAGUUUCACGGCCGGAGUGACUUUGGGAGGUUGUGGCUCGCCUCGUGUGUGUUUUUUCUGGCGAUGGUCGCUCUUUCCGCAUGGUUCGCCCGCAUCGCCUACCGAGUUCAGGAGGCCGCGGCGCAACAGAAGCAAAGGGAGAAGAAAAAGGCGGUCAAACUUGCGUAA
Trypanosoma conorhini is the source of this 1287-nucleotide messenger RNA. RefSeq names its product mannosyltransferase. The transcript has a single exon. Gene Ontology annotation, molecular function: GPI mannosyltransferase activity; alpha-1,4-mannosyltransferase activity. Gene Ontology annotation, biological process: GPI anchor biosynthetic process. Gene Ontology annotation, cellular component: glycosylphosphatidylinositol-mannosyltransferase I complex; membrane. NCBI's taxonomy places the organism in Eukaryota, Euglenozoa, Kinetoplastea, Trypanosomatida, Trypanosomatidae. Bases 1 to 1287 code for a protein of 428 amino acids. The record is from RefSeq and is a predicted model, not a curated record.